AUGGCGUUGGCAUGGCCCGCUGUUUUGAUGGGUGAUGUUGUCCUUAUUGAGGGACUAACGCAGGCAGCAUUAUGUGCAGUCGUCAGAUCGGAUACGAUUGUUGCCGUUGGAACGCACGGACGGACGGACGGACAGUUGGAAGGAAGGAAGGACAGUAAAGGGAGGAUGAAGGGAGUGGUGAGCAGUUGGAUGGGAUUAAUGAAUGAACAUACGAAUGAAGAUGGCGGUAUUGAUGGUGAUGCUGAAAAUGAUGAAAGAUCGAGAUUGGAUGGAAAUUUUGAACUGAUUAAACUAGAAAAACCACAGCAAAAUGGGGGAAUCAGAGGAAAAGGACAAGGGACACUGAUCGGAGAGGAAAACAGUAGCCGUAGCAGCAGUAGUACAACUGGAUUUGCAAUGCGUAUGACAACGGAGACGACGACGACAAAGUUCUAG
Anisakis simplex (herring worm) is the source of this 435-nucleotide messenger RNA. Lineage: Eukaryota; Metazoa; Nematoda; Chromadorea; Rhabditida; Anisakidae. The record is from the annotation of a GenBank genome assembly.